Sesamum indicum (sesame) is the source of this 2431-nucleotide messenger RNA. RefSeq names its product squamosa promoter-binding-like protein 6. NCBI's taxonomy places the organism in Eukaryota, Viridiplantae, Streptophyta, Magnoliopsida, Lamiales, Pedaliaceae. Gene Ontology annotation, cellular component: nucleus. Gene Ontology annotation, molecular function: DNA binding. The record is from RefSeq and is a predicted model, not a curated record.
AAGUGGGGUAGUGGGAAAUGAUGCUAUUGCUGACUCUCAUCACUCAGUGUAUCACCUUCUCAAUCUCACCACUUCAUUUCUCAUUAUAAUAGUAUUUCUACUAUCAUUCAGCACACCGUCACAUAAUUACAUAGCAUUGCACCCCCACUUUCUUUCUCCAUAUCUUUCCGAGGUAGGCAUUUAACGGCUCUUCUUGUUCUUCAAUCUUGGUUCAAGAUGAAAUCUUUGGCAUUAUACGAGUGAUUUGUUCGUUUCUUGAUCAUUUUUCUCAAGUGGGCAUUCUUGUAGUUGCUUGUAUUCCUCAGUUUCUUUGAUAUUGACCAUUCUCUUUGUGUUGGAAGAGAAGAACCUUGUUUUUUCUCUAUUGGGUGCAGGACACUGCAGCAGGCAGCUCUGGUUGCUUAGAUUUUCUGUGAUUUCUUCUUGAUUUUCUUGUUGAUUAUCUUUUAUCUUUUUAAGUUUUGGAACUUGUAUCAUACUUGAUGCGUUGGGUUGAAAUUUUCCUAUGGUGACUAGUUAAAAACUUGUUUCUGAUUGAGAUACUUUCUUGGGUGUUAUUUGUUAUCAACAGGAGCAUUAUUAGGCUUUUUCUGUUGUUUGUAGCUAAUGCUUUUGUUCAGGAGUUGUUUAGGAUAAGGAGAAAUUGUUUGGUAAAACUGGUUUCUCUUUUUUUGAGAUAAGGUUCAGCCCACAGGAAUUGAAGUUAUAUUGGUUCUUGUUAAUUUUGCUGCUGGUCUAUAACAGAGCUGGCUAGUCAAAGCAAGUUCAAUUUAGUGGUAGAAUGGAGUCUUUAAGUUACCCUUUUGAGGGGAGAGGCCUUCCCUUCACAAAUGAUGUAGAAUUGCAUAUAGAUGGAAGUAGAAACCUAUUAAAGGGAUGGGAUGCUGAAACGGGUUCGGUUCCUAUCAGGGAUGUGUUUGAGAUUGAGGGCAUGGGAUUUAUAGAGCCUGAUGUAGUCAGUCCUCAAUGCAUGGAAAAUUCAGUAGACAAUGCUAAUGGCGUUUCUGGCAAAUCUGUACCAUCUACUUCUACCAUCACACUAGAAUUUGGCAAAAGAUUCACCAAUUCGGUAGUUAAAACGAACGAUGAGAAAUUGGUAGAGUCUGGUUCGAUGAUUGAGAACUUGGCGUGUCCAAGAGAAUCAAAGGGCAUUCAGUUUUCUGUAGAAAACUCAAUCUCACCUUCUCAAGGGCCAUCAGUUUCAGCAAAAAGAGCACGGAUUGCAAAUUUGCAGUCUCAGAUUCCUGUUUGCAUUGUUUAUGGUUGCAACAAGGAUUUGAGUUCCUCAAAGGAGUACCAUAGGAGGCACAAAGUGUGUGAUGUUCACUCAAAAACUGCUAGAGUUAUUGUUAAUGGCAUCCAGCAAAGGUUUUGCCAGCAAUGCAGCAGAUUCCACGUACUCACAGAGUUUGAUGAUGGCAAGCGCAGUUGUCGUAAACGCCUCGCUGGCCACAAUGAGCGUCGACGAAAGCCUCAAUUUGACACUCACUUUGGUUCCACAUUUUUUGGGACAGAUUUAUCAAGAACCUCCUUGUUAUUCUCAAAAAUUAUUCCUAAUGGUUUCUCCGGUGAUCAAUGUAACAACCCCACACACCCGAGCAGGCACGUCAAAUUGGAAGAGGAGCCAAGUCAAACAUCUCAGUCAGCAGUACCCCUGAACGUCAAUCAAGUACUUCCAAAACCUCUCCUCCGUCUGCAUGAAAACGGAAAGCAAUAUCCUCCCGAAAAUCUUCUCAGUUCACCACUAUCAGUUCUGGAGUUACCUGCUGGGACAAAUUCCAGCAGUGCUCUCUCUCUUCUGUCAGCUCAAUCACCAAACUUAUUGAGCAACUCAGGCAGCAUAUCAUCUGACCAUCCUCUCAUCCUCGAAGAAUACCACCAAACCAACCUCGGUCUUUAUCAGAAUCCCACUAAACCUGCAGGGAAAACUCAGCCAAAAAACUUCAACCCAAUUGUUUUUAGUUCAUCAUCGGAUGACGUCGACCAGGGAGUCAGCUUUGGAACUCGUUCACGAGAAUCAGGUCUAAAUCAUUAUCAUUAUCCAUCUCCGUCUCCUGAAGGUGCCAACACUGUCGACUUGCUUCAGUUGUCUUUCCACCUACAAAGAGUAGAACAACAGAAAUACUCGGGCCAAGUCAAGCUGGAAAACGGCAGCUUCCGCAGUCCCACUUGAUGAGGAUGGAAGUUGCAAGAUCCGUGAAAUGCUUAUCUGGAACUAAUGAUAGGAACACUGCAUUACGUUUAUUCCUGAUCUAAUCAUAGAGAUUAAUGUACUGAUUGAAUUGGAAGUUAUUAUGAAUCAUUCCAUGAAUCUUGAUGAUGAGUUAUUGAUAUGCAUGUGUUUGCACGUGUGUGGCCACACAAUCAUGUCUUUUUUCAUUAAGAUUAAUUGGCAGGCGUGCAACUACCUAAUCACAUUAUAUGCUGUCUU